This is a messenger RNA of Pseudophryne corroboree (corroboree frog), 5995 nucleotides long. It is a transcript of the gene ARID4B, whose product is annotated as AT-rich interaction domain 4B. The transcript is spliced from 25 exons. Gene Ontology annotation, biological process: regulation of transcription by RNA polymerase II. Bases 362 to 4132 code for a protein of 1256 amino acids. Gene Ontology annotation, cellular component: nucleus. Gene Ontology annotation, molecular function: transcription cis-regulatory region binding. NCBI's taxonomy places the organism in Eukaryota, Metazoa, Chordata, Amphibia, Anura, Myobatrachidae. The record is from RefSeq and is a predicted model, not a curated record.
AGAGAGGUCGGUGGGCGGGGCUGAGCGACUGUGGAUGACGGCACGGCUCGGUGUGAGUGCGGGGAGGGGGGCAGGACUCAGGCUCCGGGAAGACGCGGACGCGGCUGAGGAUCGCGCAUCUCACUGUCUGUGUAACCUUGCGCUACAGGCCGGGCUCAGCCGCACCUGGGGACGGACAUCUGGGAUCGCCGAGAGAGCAGGUGGGGACCUGUGUGGAACAAAGCUGGGGACGAGCAGCGCCGGAUGGUAAUCCGGUGAGAUGUGAUGGUCACUGGCCCCGCUCUGCACGACGCGGCUCACGGUGGAUGAACAAAAGGGAGGAGGCAGCGAGCGCCGGUGUCCCCGCUCCUCGCACCGACACAUGUUUAAGGCUGGAAACCGGAACAUACCACACUCAUUUUCUCAGUUUGCUCUAAUUAUGAAGUCUCUAGAUGAACCUCCUUUCCUAUCGGUUGGCACAGAUGUCAGUGCUAAAUACAGAGGGGCAUUCUGUGAAGCCAAAAUAAAGGCAACUAAAAGACUUGUUAAAGUUAAGGUAACAUUUCGACGAGAUGCAACAACAGUGGAAGUACAGGAUGAUCAUGUUAAAGGUCCACUGAAGAUCGGAGCUGUAGUAGAAAUAAAAAGUCCAGAUGGAACUUAUCAAGAAGCUGUUAUCAAUAAAUUAACUGAUGCAAGUUGGUACACAGUAGUGUUUGAUGAUGGAGAUGAAAAGACUCUAAGAAGAUCAUCCCUCUGCUUAAAGGGAGAGCGACAUUUUGCAGAGAGUGAAACACUAGACCAGCUGCCACUAACCAAUCCAGAACAUUUUGGAACACCUGUAAUAGGGAAAAAAACUAAUCGUGGAAGAAGAUCGAAUCACAUUCCAGAGGAAGAGUCAUCCACAUCUUCUAGUGAUGAAGAAGAGGAUGAGGAUAAAACUGGCGAUGAAUUACUUGGGAAGGUUGUCUGUUUUUCUGUGAACAUUGGAGACAAAAAGAAAUCUGCUUGGGUUCCAGCACUGGUAGUUUCACCAGACUGCCGUGAUGAUAUAGCAGUAAAAAAAGAUUUCAUUCUGGUACGCUCAUUUAAGGAUGGCAAAUUUUUUUCUGUUGCAAAAAACGAUUUUCGAGAUAUUGAUGACGCCUCCUUUAAAAACGACUGUAUCUUAAAGCCAGUGUUCGACCAUGCCAUGGAAUUUAUAAGAACCAAAACUAUACCUGCUAACUGGAAAGCAGAGUUAAAAGAGGAAAGCUCGAGUUGUGAAACUGAAGAUGAAGAAGAGGAGACGAAGGAUGAUCCAGAAGACAACAGUAGUGAUGAUGAGGAUGAAUUGGAACCGUUUCCUGGUGAAAGUGAAAACUUUUUGCAACAGUUAUACAAAUUUAUGGAAGACAGAGGAACACCAAUUAACAAGAGACCUGUGUUAGGCUACAGAAACUUGAAUCUUUUUAAACUGUUCCGUCUUGUACAUAAACUUGGAGGAUUUAAUAAUAUUGAAAGUGGAGCAGUUUGGAAACAAGUUUAUCAAGACCUUGGAAUUCCCGUCUUAAAUUCAGCUGCUGGGUAUAAUGUCAAAUGUGCUUACAAAAAAUAUUUGUACGGUUUUGAAGAGUACUGUAUUUCCACCAAUAUUGUGUUUCACAUGGACUUGCCAAUGAAAAUGGCAAAAUCAAGUAAAGAGACUGAGCUAGAACAAAAAGAUAUUUUAAAACAGGAAACUGAGAAUGUUAAAGAAGAUUUUGAUUCAAAGAUUGAUGUUUGCAAUGAUAAAGAUACAUCUCUAAUAAAUGAAGAGGAACAUAACCUAGUUAAAGAGGUAGUGGCUCCAUGUCAAAAUGAGAGAGACCUAAAAGAAGAAGAUGAGAACAUUGGUGAGAAACAAAUCAAUACACUGAAAGGAGGAGAAAUUCAUCAAAAACCGAAAGUGGACUUUGUUGAUGAGAAAAAUGAAGAGGUUUGUUUACUGAAAAAGAAUGACGAAGUUGAAGACAGAACUGCUGGGGUUAAGUUGGAAGAUAAUGAAGAGGAGGAAGAGUUUGAAAGCUAUGCUUUAGGCUUGAAAGGCCAUGUACGAUGUGAAAUGGAGGCUUCUCUUUCUUCUAAAAAAUGCAGCCCAGUAAACCAAAGCACACCUCGAUAUGAUGAGUUUAUGAAAGCUGAUAAGAUCAUCAGACCAGCAGAUAAGAGUGUGCCAAAAAUAAAACACAGAAGAAAAAUUAAGAAUAAAAUUGAUACAGAUCACAACAGAUCCAAGAUGGAAAAAGAUGAAAACUGCCCCAAACAAUGCAGACUCUUCUCAAGACCACUAUUCCAGCCUUGUGACCUGGAUAAUGAAUUACCGUUUGAUUCUCCAGAAAGUAAAAACUCUGGUCAAGGUCCCCUGAAACCAUUAGAAAUUACUUCGAUUUUGAAUGGUCUUCAAGCUACUGAAAAUUCUGCAGAUGAAAGUGAAACAGAUCAAAGUUGCCAGAAUUUGAAUAAAGUUGAAAGAGACUUUAAUAUGAGUCAUAUUAAGAGUGACGUGACUUCUACAGCAGAAGGAAAACUUGUUCCAGGAAUGGAAGAAAACUUUUUUAGCUUGAAAGAUAAAAAAAGAGAUACAAAACACUCUGUGAAACAGGAGUCUUCAGAUGAUACAGACUCUGAAUUGGAGACUCCAAGGAGAAAGAAGUUUGUAAAAGACUUUGUAGAUAAGGUAGCCAAAUCACAGUUUAAGUGUGGUAAGAGAAAACUCAUAGAUUGUGGCAAGGCUUUAACGUCCAGUGUAAAAGAUGAAAGUACAAAGUGCAAAGAGACACUUGAUCGAUUUGAUGUUGAUACCAUGACCUCCUCUGAUGAUGAGGAACAUCCCAAACCAAAAUCUUCACUAACUAAAAAAUGUAGUAGUUUGGAUGACAAGAAGAAAGCUUUGCGUGCUCCCAGUUUCUAUACAAGUUUACCAGAUGUACAUGAUAAAAAAACAAAGACCCUGAAUUAUUCUGAAGAAAGGCCCAAAGCCAAAGAUCACAAAGAUGUUUGGUCAAGCAUUCAAGGACAGUGGCCUAAAAAGACAUUAAAAGAACUUUUCUCUGAUUCUGAUACAGAGGGAGCUGCAUCUCCACCUCACAUGCAUCUAGAUGAUGGUUCUCCUGAUUCAGCUGUUCGGCCAAUGAAUGAUGAAACUAGAGAUUUGUCAGCAGAAUUUCUCAAACCGAUAACUGAUGCAAUUGAAUUGAAACCAGUUGAUGAAAAAACAGUUGAAUUUGGUGAGAGAAAAGAGUUCCCCAGUAGUGGCAGCAAUUCUGUUCUGAAUACACCUCCCACAACACCAGAGUCCACUUCAUUUUUAAGUGAGUAUAGGAGGCCGCAAUCAACACUUGAGAGUUUGGAAAAUGUGGAACCAAAUCGGGAAGAAGUUGAAAGUAUGAAGAGUGAGACAAAUAGCACAAUUGAAGUGGAUAGUGUUACUUGUGAACUACAAGACCUCCAGUUUGAAGGAAAUCUUUCUCCUACAGGAUUUGAUGCUAGCAUCAGUUCCAGUAGUAGUAACCACCUGGAAACUGAGAGUAAAGAUAAAGGUCAGAAAAGACAUUUAGAUGAUGAUGGUGACCAUUUUGAAAACUGCACAGUGAAAAAAGUAAAGCGAAACCACAAAUCAUCUGUGAAUCACAAGAGGAAAACUACUAAUACCAGUGAUAGUGAGGAGCUUUCUGGUGGUGAGAGCCUUUCAAAGCUUCAGUCUUCACAGUCGUAUUCUGGUGUAACAUCAAAACAUACCAAAAUGUUGUCUGGAAUGUCGUCUCCGGGAAAAUAUGUGAAAAGCAAAGAGAGAGAGUCAUUUCAGAAGGAAUAUAAUGAUCGGUUACCUAAAGUGUAUGAGUGGAGUUUUCAACUGUCGGACCUUGAAAAUAUGACAAGUGUAGAACGCAUUACAUUUCUUCAGGAAAAACUUCAAGAACUUCGGAAACACUACCUUUCAUUAAAAUCCGAAGUAGCUUCCAUUGAUAGACGAAAGAAACAUUCUAAGAAGAAGGAAAGGGAAAGUGCAGUUCUGUCCACUAUGUCUUCAUCACCAUCCUCAAGUUCCAUCACUGCAGCUGUUAUGUUGACGUUAUCAGAGCCAUCACUGUCAACCUCAACACAAAAUGCAAUGGCAGUUGAGUGCAGGUGACAGAGGGACUUCUCUAUGCACGCUGAACUUACUACAACUUGUUGAGGCCAUGGACUUAUUUUUAUACUGCACAGCAACGCAAGAACAGACAGGCACUAUUUUCUAUUGCAUUUUUGAUGUGUUGUCCAUGCACUUAAGUGCACUUUUUAUAAAGUAGAAGUAAACUGCUUUUCUUCAAGCAAUAACUGUUUCCAACUAGUCUGGGAGUUCUGUUUUUGCUCCUGAUGCCUUCCACUGUGGGAGCAGGAGGCUAUUACUGCAGGUUAUUUGAAGGUUAUGCAGUAAAUAUAUUAAGGGUCCUUUACAAAGUGCGGUGCAAGCAAAUUGUCAAACAGUUGUGUACGUGAACAGAUGAUGAUAACGUUGCAUUUGCGUGCAUAAUGGAUUCUGUUGCAUCGAACACACCAAUAGCUGCACUCACACACUGAACUAGGAUGUUUGAUGGGUGCUAUUAUUUACUGCAAGGGCAAUGCUUGUGCUCAGAGUGUAAAAGGUUGUUCCAAAGUAUGUUCUUUCCGUUCUGCACAGCACAAACUGGGUCAUUUGAGAUGUCAGUUAUACUCUUUCUUUUCCAUAAUUCCACACGAGGAUAUACUAUAGAAAUACAGAAACAGUGUAAAUUGAUACAUUUUCUUCUUCCUCAUUUUUAAUAAAAUAAUCAUUUAACAUAGACCACUAUAAUAGUCACAAUAAAUGGCAGGCGUUGGGUAAUUGUGAACGAGACAGGGUAGUGCUCCAGUUUACUGAAGUAUAAAACUGUGACUACACAUUGACAUAGAAAUAUUUAAGCUGCACCAUAGACUGAAGAGUGCUGCACUUAGUAAAUGACCCUAAUUGUGUUGUGUUGUGUUCUUUCGUUUUUGUUUUAUAUAUUACUCUAUAACAGAAGCUGUUGGAUUUAAAUUGUCAUUUCUUUGUUGGUUAACAAAAACAAACAAGCUUUCAUAUUUGCAGAUGUCAUUUGGUUGACUUUAACUAAAGCACAGAUUGAUUGAUUGGUUUUAAGAUUAGUAAUACAAUUUGUGUCCUACUCUCUUGAUGAAACUCAACUCAUGUUUACAUAUUGUAUGAGCUGAAGCAGUUUUUUAGUGUGUGUUACAAAUUUAAGUUUCUACAUGUGGCUUUCAUAACAUGUAGUGCAAAUAUCCAUAUUCAGUAUAUAAACAUGAUUGCUUUUUUGUGAGAAAAACGUGAUGGGUUACAGUGCUGUACAGAGGUUUAUACCAUAAUAGUAGACAUGCUGUCUGCGUUACAAUUCUUUUUAAUGCCUUUGAUUUUAAACUCUAAACAAAAACAAAACAAAAAAUUGACUUUUUACAGGUUUUUUUUUUUUUUACACAAAAAAUAACUAAAAAUUAUUUGUGGAAGAAAAUGCCUGCGUAUAUGAUAGACCUUUCGGAUAGAAUAUUUGAUAAAUGUUAAAAUGGCUACCCCCAUGUAAUUUGUGACUUUGGCAGGCAUUUGAGUAGUACAUUGCUUGGAAUUAUAAUUAAAGCUAUUAAAUUAAUUGCAGUGUUAAUACAGAAUAACCAUUAUAUUAUUUUAUGGUUUUAAUUAUGACUAUAACAAUGCAUCUUCAAAUUAAGUUGGUAUGUUAUUUUUCUUUUCACAUUGUAGUAAAAUGUUUGUUUUUUCUAGACAUUUUAGUGUUGGCCUUUUACAUUUGUUCCUUUUUUUUUAAGACAUGUUUCAUUUUCAAAAACUGAUUUGGUUGGACCAUAAGUGUUUUGGCUAAAUGCUAUUUAGCUUAUCACAAGGCAUACAAUAUUUAUUGAGUCCUAUAGGUGGUGAACAAUGUAUUAUAUUGUAAAAAAAAAUGUAAGAAUAAGCCUGUGAAAUAAAAUGCCAUAGUUUGUGAAUAUA